AUUGCAUCUUCGUUUGUGGUAUUGGUCGCUCGUUCGCAUUAGAGCGAAUUCGUCGCCUCAGGCAGCUGUGUAAUCGUGUUUACAACGCCAGCACAACCUGGAAUCCUCCAAGCGCCGUAGAAUGCAGCGAACUCUCCGGGACAUGCGAAACUGCUCACUGUAAGCUCGCGGUUCACGUGCGCUGCGCAGAAGAGGUAUUCUGUGAUCUACAGUGUGGCUAUGCUCGACAGUUCACUGUGAUCGGAGCCACCUAAACUGCCCGUCGAAGCUGCUGCCGGAUACCCAGUGCGAGCGUUUGAACUGUUGCAACGGUGUCGACAUUUAAGUUAUGCGUCUGCGUUGAAGAAAUAGCUGUGCAGUCUCGAAGCCCUUCAAAAUGAUAUCGAUUUUACCCUUCACACCCCCGGUUGUUAAGCGGUUGUUGGGCUGGAAGAAGGGCGAAGGAGAAGACAAAUGGAGCGAGAAAGCCGUCAAAAGUUUGGUGAAGAAGCUGAAGAAAUCGGGAGGAAUGGACGAACUCGAGAAGGCAAUUUCGACUCAAGAUGCCCACACAGCGUGCAUCACGAUUCCCAGUGGGGGGGUGGCCGUGGGCAGGUCGCUGGACGGUCGGCUGCAGGUGUCUCACCGCAAGGGGCUGCCGCACGUCAUCUACUGCCGCCUGUGGCGCUGGCCCGACCUGCAGAGCCACCACGAGCUGCGCGCCACCGACCACUGCCAGUAUGCCUUCCACCUCAAGAAGGACGAGGUCUGCGUCAACCCAUACCACUACCAGCGAGUAGAGACACCCGCAUUGCCACCUAUCCUUGUGCCGAGGCAGACGGGCGACUUACCCACAGAGCUGCCCAGCUUGGAUGAUUAUGCCAACUCAGUGCCUGACAACACUGAUUUUCCGUCGAGCCUAGACGUGCAGGCUUUUCCUCUCACAGAAACACCUCCGCCGGGUUACAUGAGCGAAGACGGAGAAACCACUGAUCAAAAUGGCGCUGACAGCAUGGAUACGGUACUCCUCUCUUCACCCAGCCCUUCACCAGAAGUGCAGCCGGUGACGUACACGGAGCCGGCUUUCUGGUGCUCCAUCUCGUACUACGAGCUCAACACACGGGUUGGGGAGACGUUCCACGCUUCACAGCCCUCCCUCACCGUUGACGGCUUCACGGACCCCUCGAGCUCGGAGCGGUUCUGCCUCGGUCUCCUGUCCAACGUCAACCGCAACUCGGUCGUUGAACAGACCCGCAAACAUAUUGGGCGUGGCGUACGCUUGUACUACAUUGGCGGUGAAGUGUUUGCAGAGUGCCUGAGUGACAGCAGCAUCUUUGUGCAAAGCCCCAACUGCAACCAGCGGUACGGAUGGCACCCUGCUACGGUGUGCAAGAUACCUCCAGGCUGCAACCUGAAGAUCUUCAACAACCAGGAGUUUGCAGCCCUGCUGACGACAUCAGUGUCUCGGGGCUUCGAGGCGGUGUACCAGCUCACACGCAUGUGUACCAUCCGCAUGAGCUUUGUGAAGGGCUGGGGUGCCGAGUACCGGCGCCAGACGGUCACCUCCACCCCAUGCUGGGUCGAGCUGCACCUCAACGGCCCCCUGCAGUGGCUCGACCGAGUGCUCACCCAGAUGGGGUCGCCCCGGGUGCCCUGCAGCUCGAUGUCGUGAACUCCUCCUGCCGCCUCCUCCCGACGUAGCAGUUAGCGGUGCGUCCUGUCCCAGGCGUGUGUGUGUGUGUGUGUGCGUGCGUGGUUUUGCAGUUUCUAUUUUUUUUUUCCACUCUCGUGUGUGCCUGUUGUAUUAGACGGGGGUGAGAGGCGGCUUUUGUAAACGCAGCAUUUGUCGCUUUUCUGCUCACCAUUUGGGGGGGGGGGGGGGUGUUUGUUUCGCCGGCUAGUGAUUGCUGUAGGGGCUGCGUGAAUGGGAAAACGUACCUCACAUAAGUCUCUGGCAUCGGGGCAAGCUGUACCACUGUUUCGGCUGUUCUGAAAGUGCUAGAGGCAGGAAACUCUUAAGCCCAGACCACACGUCUGCUUGCCGACGUGCUCAAGCUCUCGCCUCACGAGGAAUGGCGGUUGGCAUCUACAAGAGGCAUGUGCCCAUUUCAAUCAUAGCCAGUCAUAGCCAAUCAUCUUCUCGUACUUUGUUAGACAGUGCUUCAAAAUGAUGAAAUAUUGAUAAGUGCAGUUGUUUUAUUUUUGGAGCUGUUAGGUCAGCACAAAAAGUAAAGAAAAAGCACAUUCUUGCAUGACAGAAAUCUGCCUCACGAAGUGUGGAUUGCACCGCGCCGUAGUCGGGCAGCCAGAGCCCAAUAUCUGUCUGGAACAGAUAUCCUUGCUUGUGCCGAACAUGGACGCAUACAAUUGGUCCUACACCACACCGGAGCGAGCUUUUGCACACUGGCAAGCAUACUUGUUGUUUGGCCAUUAGACCUCGUUUCCACCCACACUCUUCUUCCAUGAUAGGGAGAGGAGGUGGUGAUUGCAAGCACUGCAUUACCACUGGUACAUUUGCUCUGUUGCUUCUCGAAGGAGCAUUAUUGUUUUUCUGGUUAGUAAGUGUGGGGCUACUUAACUUGAGAACUGGAUUUGUGCAAAGAUGUAAUUUUGAGUUUUUCAUGUGCUUUCAUGUCUUGCUGUUCAAUGAACUGUGCCCUUAUUCUGGCCGCUUUGUGAACAGGCCAGAUCCGGUUGCAGCAAAAGGCUGAAGGACAACAUUGUAGAAAUGGAAACUUGCACUUUUUGUUCUUGUUCAUGUAUUAUUAUUCUUUUUUUUUUUUUGUAACUAUAGGCAUGAAGGCUUUCUUGUCAAAGACAGAAGUGUACAGUGCUUCUCAAAAUGUUAAUGAGUACAGUUCAGCUUUAAGGAAAGUUGUUGCAGCUUCUCCACAUCACUGACUCAAUGUCGUCCUCUUGCAGCUGAGACAAAUACACAAACUUCUGGGUAGCACGCGGUUAUGUUAAAUCAUGUCGUGGUUCUUAAAAUGGUCAAAUGGAGGUUUUGAUAUGUUCUUGCGAAUGUAUGGUUCAAUGCUCACAUCAUUGCUCGUUUCCACUUGCACAUGUUGUAAUUGUUGAGAUGCCUUUUGCUCUUUAUGAUUACGUGUGUCCUUUUGGGCGAAGAAUAUGGAAGCAGCAUUUGAUUCCUUGUUUUGUGCCACACAGUCUUGUACCCGCAACCGCCAUUUCCUUCUCAUCUGUCUAACCGGUUAAUUCUAGAAUGUCGGAACACUUGCCUGUGGUUAUAUUGUUGAUAUUGUUGGAUCUUUUUCUUUUUUCUUCUUUCUUACCUUGCUUGUGGUUAUGUCACAAUGCUUGCAUCCGGUGCAAUUUUUGACUUGUGUAUCUGACCAGCCCAGAGAGAAGCCACAGCAAGGGAUGAACUUUCGAUCGUUUACUCGCAUACUGUGGAAGAGUUGUCAGCUUUAAAAGCCGCCCAUACCCCUCACGUACAACUGCACCUUUCUUUUUGUAUGUAUACAAGUGUGUGAAAAUUCUGCCGCGAGAAAUUUCGUUGACGGGAGUUCUGAAGAGCCCUCUUUUGUUUUUCUGAUCAAAAUUGCGAGGGAGUUGAAGACUACUGCGACUACUGCUGUUCAGUUACCAUUCAGCUUCAGGCAUUCAGGCUGGCGCUUAUAUGUGUAACCCCCUGCGAGCACGUUUAAGCGAACUGGGGUUCUGAGCCGCGUGUGCUUGAAUGUUUUUCUGCACUGUGAGCCAGGAUUGAAGUUCCAAUGUGUUAGGAAACAAAUCUACUGUGUGUAUACAUGUUCUUCUUUUUUAAAAGUUCUAGCUAUCAUUUGCGAGGUCAUGGAGUCAAGGUUGUUCCUGGGUGUAUUGUUUCUGGGACAUCGAGAGCUGUGACAGAGAGACCUGUGUCCAGUUCGAAAUUGAUUCUGCGCAGCCCAUUCGUGUUAGUGUGCAUCAAAUGUGCAGUGUACUUCUGGCCUUCGACCUGUUCAUGGUUAGCUUCUUAACUGCUGAAGGACUGCUUAUGGUGCAAGCUCAAAGUUGUAUUGAGCACAAUCUUGCAGGAAGCGCAUGGUUUGUCCUGUAGCUCAUAAAUGUCAUUUUUGGCACAACCACUCCUUAAAAGGGAAGUCUUUGUGGUAAGCAAUGCCAUUCCUUUGUAAUAACACAAGUUUUUGUUUACAGCAUACUGGGUCGCACACAGAAAGGCUGAGGGGGAACACUACACUCAUUUUGAUGAAACAGGGUAUCUACUAUAGCUCCUCCUUUUCCCUCCCAUCACUGUGUACAUUCACUGAUAGCUGUAGAUGAGAACAUAACCCUUUUUCUGUAGAGGUGUUGCUAACAUGCUGCACUUGCAUCACUUCAUUCUCUUGUGGUUUUUGUGAGCGCUGCUUUUGCUUGGAGGGCAUUGACUGCUGAGAACUUGAGAUGUUCCUGGAAUUGAGGAUUAUGGUUGGGCAAUAUGCCAUACUAUUCUGAAACAUGGGCGAAAGCUCCACAGUGAGAGAAUUCAGAGCUGUCAUGACAGGCGAGGCAAGAGAGAGUUUUAGCUUGUCCGGUAUUACGGUAAAUGCAGGUGGACUGGGCCUUUUACGGGAUGGGUGGAGACCUAAACGUGAGUAGCUGGAGCGGUACGGCCACCUGGUGGCACAGAGCUCAACUCUGAAUUUUUGCUGCGGUGUAAUUUGUCACGAUUCACUGCUGCUGAAAGUUUACACCAGCAGCAAAGUAGAAUACACUUGGUUGAUGCAAUAUUAGCUCUAUGUUAGUCUGGUUCAGCUCUGCACCACGGGGUGACACCACCCGUCAACUCGCUCACGUUUACGCCUCCUGCCCAUUCGGUAAAAUGCCCUAUCCGCCCGCGUUUACCGGAAUACCGGACAAGCUAAAACUCUCUAAUGAAAGCAUCUUUCAAGUAGUAGUGUCAUUCAGUAUUUUCGGUGGGCUCGUUGCUUAGCAUCCCAGAAGCCUGCUUGCUACCUUCUUGAAACCUGCUUUUGUAGCAUUGUGAGCGCAUGUGGCUAGUUCUUUCUCCACUGGUGCCGUAGUCUUGGGGCUUCGUUUGAUUCCUUGCCGAUCAUCACUGACUCGCAGAUUGUUAUGCAGCUUUUAGCAAGUGUACCAUGUAUUUUUCUUCCCUUCUAUUUCCUGGCUUUUUUUAUGUGCUUCUAUACUGUGCCAUACUUUACAGGUCAAGCUUACAAACACUGCUGUCUGUACUUGUCUUUUUUUUUUUGUCUUCCCUAUGGUGUCCUAGCUUUGACAUGCUACGCUAAGUAACCUUGUGUCCAGUGCUAUAUUUUGUAACAAUUCUUCUCCCGACCCGUUCUUUUCACAUUUUUUUUUGUUCCUGGCAGUCACAUUCACCUUCACACUCCAUUUAUGCCACGAUUAGCCACUCUGUGUGAUCGCCACAGGCAUGCCCCAUGCUUUAACAAGUCAUGCUUGUUUGGAUGUGACACUAGGCAUGACAGAGAGGAAAAGCAACGAGCUGAAGGAAAUCAUCCUUACAGAAUAUGGCCCUAGGAUUCCUUCUUCAAGUCAUUUACGAGUGCCCUUGUCUUUGUUUGCGAGUUGCAUGGGGCUAUAACCCAUGUGCAGUAGAGUGGUGGCUCAUGUUCUUCUUGCUUAGAAUGUAGGAGGCAAGAGGUGUAGGUCAUUUUAGGUCGACUUGUUUUUAAUAAUUAUCUAAGGGCGAGGUUGUCGUGUGUGGUGCACACAUCAGCUUUGGGGGUCACAGCUUAUGCCAGCUGUCUGUUAACGGGACACCACCAAGAAUUUUGGUUUGGCAGUUGUGUGCACAUUUUUUUGUGUAGCUGCGUGUCUCAGAUGUGCAAUUCCAUUGCAUUGGUUGGAAGGGCGACUAUGGUCCUCCCUAAGGUUCCCUGCAGGGCAUCAGACAAUUUAUUCUGGUAAUGACUUUUUACGCUGACAGGUGAACAUUGCGUUUCCUUUGUGAAUUUCACCUGAAGGAAGCAUCACUAUGAGAUGUGCUAGUUUAACAUAACGUAGUGUUUGAACUUUGUGUUGUAUGCAGCAUUUAAAAGGGUUGUUAAAGUUAAAUAAAAGACCCUCACCAAGCUAACUGCUGCAGUUAAUUUUUUAUUUUCUUGUUGUCACUCGACAGUGGUAGACAGAUAGGCAUACCAAGCACCUGGAAAGAAUGUUCGUCUAGUGAUUCAACUACAUUCAUCUGCAAAUUAACAGAAAAUCUAUGCAGAAAAAACUCCAAAACACACAGCUGAUUCAUUUAGCAGCAUUUGCCCGAUUCUAACAUGCCCCAAAUCAAAUGCACACCCACUUCCUUUGUGUUGAAAGUAAAAAAAAUGUAGAAAUGACAUUAAAGGUUCUAAACUAAGUAGAAAUCUAAUGCGCACCCAAUUUUUUAGCAAGAAAGAUGGGCAAGGGUCUAGUGGCAAAUGGCAACUGGUUUCCUAAAGUCAGCUUCACCGCACCAUUUUCUAAAGUCAGCUUCGCCGCAAUAAAUGCGCGUUAUGCGGUAGAGCAUACAAACUGCCUGAAGGGGGUUUUGGUUUCGUGUCAGAUUGCAUCGUGCAGGCAAUUUUCUGUCCAAUUGUCUUGAAAGCAAAAAAAAAAAAGGCCAUGCAUUAGAAAUGGGUAAAUAGUACCAUAAUCAGACAUUGUGAGAUAUGGUUAUUGCUUGAAAAUGUUCUUUAAGGCAGGCCCUAAAUAGGCAUUUUCAACGCAGAUGGACGUGUGCUCAACACAUUCACUAUCACCUAAGCUCUGCUGAGACCGAUGCUACCGCCAAAGGAAUCGCGGUAGGGUUAACCAUAGGGGUCAGGUGCGUGCGUGCUGACUGGUCAAGUUGGAAUUAUCUGGCGAAGGCCAAUUUUAUGAUAAAAUAAAUGGAAGCUUGGGCCCAUAGAAAUGCAUGGGCCUUCUGAUACCUUCGGUUGUGAUCAAAUUGACCGGAGUCAAAUAAACGGAAGUGUACUUACAAUCGACCCUUGUCAUCUCUUGAAUGAUGAAAAAUUAAUAGAAUCGAUAAAAGAGAAUGAACUAAUAUGGUGAGUUAGUGUAAGAUAAGCCACAUUUACCAGGCUAGUCGCUGUUAAUUUUUAAUUUCAUUUCUUGCUAUCACUUAGUGUGUAAUUAGACAAAACAAGGCAUACCAUGCACCCAAAGGAAAAUGUUUGUGCAAUGAUUCAACCAUGAUUCAUUUAUGUUCAGUGAUUGAAGUACGUUAUCUACAAUUUAACAACUCUGGCGACAGUGUAUACUAAACGAUCUGUCAUGCCUCGGAUGAUUAAUGUAUAGAAUUGAUGGAAAAGAAUUUUACAUAAUACGGACUGUCCAGUGUGCUUUUGACACCGUCUGGAGGAAACACUUUCUUGUAACCUGCUUUCUUUUUUUAAUACUACUUGUACUCUUUUCAUUGCUUUGGUACAGCAGUUGGUGGGAAGCACCUUUUGGAACUUAGUCAUUUUCAAAGCGUCGUGUUUGGUAUAGCUUCGGCUCUGUACUGAGCUUGGGGACUCUGUGUUGGGCACUCGGAAAAAGAAGCAGUGCUGUGAUCAUUUGCUUUUGGCAUACUUUCAUUUUUUAAAGUGCCGUGAGAAUUUGUUGCCUUGUGCCAUUGUUUUCGUGUUCUCCGCCGUUGAGUUUGCUUCCGGGCAGGCACAGUCACUGCACUGCAGGCAUGAGCUCUUACUGUCGUUGUCGCAAAGCUUCCUUGCUCUUUUUAGUAUUUCUCCUGCAGCAGGUAGGUUCAUUGCCAGCCUUAUCAACUAAGUCGCAUUUAUAGUUGGUAGUGUGACUGUUCAUCAUAGUAAUGCUGUUUAUGUGGUCACUCUGCAGCAAGUUGCUUCCUGUUAAUAUGGUUCAGAUAGCUUUUCUCUCUAGCUUUUUUUGUUCAUGUUAAAAUUACUGACUUACUGCCUGAAAGAAGCAAUGUAAUUGUGCCUCCGAGUGCUCUUCUCUCUUUGUAGUCCUUGGCUGGCAACGUUAGGUUUUAUUAUGAAGGUUAACAUAAGGUUGUCCACUAACAAAGCAUGUACCAACUCUGAGAGCGGUUUGUUCACAUUAGUUCACCUGAACUCUGCUUUUAUCAUGAAAACCUUCAUAAAGGUGCAAGUUUUAAUGUUUGAAGUUAACAUGUGUGCCAUUACCCUAAAUGGUAGUCGCAGCUGUGGUAAUGCUGAUUUUGGGAUUAGGUUUGCUUAGGUUAGAGGUAAUGUUGAUUAGAGCAAAAUUUACAGGAGCAGCCUACAGAUGUCUGUGGCACCAGGUGGCGGGUUGUAUGUAUUAUAUCUUUAUGAAUGCCUGGCACUUCAGCUACCUAAAAGUUGCUCCUGUCAAUUUUACUCUUAUAGGUGGUUUCCAAGUUUUACCCGUCAACAGUGGCUCCUUCGGAGUAAGACACUGAUUGCAAAGGCCUUGUUUUUUGUGCACUGCGGGCACUGAGAAAAAUAGCAGUAGCUGGAAACGGCAUCAUGGCUGCCAUGUUUUGGAUAUCACCUAUGGAUGUUACCUCUAGUCCUUAUGGAAUGUGACCAGAGCAUCAACACUAGCACGGUUGUUACUGUGCACAUUAAGUUCUAGAAAUUAGACAGUUUUAGGUCCGCAUGAAUAGUUCACUCUGCUCGAAUACAUGUUUGAAUGCUGGCUGCAAGCAGUAGCCGGAAGGAAACCUUGCAGUUUUGCAUAUACAGUGCCUAUGUUGGCAGUGGAAUAUCAAAGGGAAAAUAUGUGAUCCACACAACUAUAGCACGAAGCUACAAAGGAAACCCAUAUGGGUUUUUCGGAAAGGACGUUCACCUUAUCCUGCUUCUUGCGUUGCAGCUAUGUUAACUGUGCACCACUUGUACCGUCAUGGCAAGCACAAUAGUUUUGGAAGGUCUGCGCAACAUUUAACACCUACACAUUAUAGAUGGCAAAGAGUGACCAGUAUUGCUUAGGUUGUUUUGUCUCGGUGGUCUUGCAACUGCUUAGAGCAGCUGUACAGCAAAAUGCAGCUAGGACAGCUUGUUGGCAUUGCUGCAAUUGCUGUGCUCUACAGUUUGCUGUAUAAUGUGAAAUCAGUGCAGUUCUUUUUAGUGCCCGAGCAUGCCAAUUUGAGCAGAGUGAACUGGACGAGACACUGAGCUGAAAGUCUACUACUAGAAGAAGAUAAAAAAAGAAAGAAUCCAUGACUUCAGAGCAUUGAUAGUUUGUUUUGGUUACUUGUCCAUACUGCUGGCAUGCAUUCUUGCAGGCAGAUGACACCACGUCUGUUCUCAUCAUGCCGCUUCUGCUGCUUGUACACAGCCUCUGUUUUACGCUAUUGCACUUCUGCGGGUUUGUGUGUAUGCUGGCUUCUUCCAGCCUGAGAACUUUGGAACUGGUUUAGGCUGGUAGCUAGAUGAAUUUACUCGGGCGAUUGCAGCACAGUGGGACAGAGUCCAGACACGCUGUGCUGAAAUAGUUAAUCUAGUGUGCACCAAGUGCAUGCAUCCCUAGUCAAUUUCUGAUAUUUGGGUGCAGGCUCGUCCGUUUCCAAUAUGCGCCACCUGCUUGAUUACUUCGAUAUCAAAUCUUUACUCUGUGGACAGUUUGCUGUUCUGAAAUCAAAAGAAUUUAAAAAAAAGCUCCUUUUCCUUCUACGUGGAGCUUUAGUUUGUCAUGAGUCUGUAUUGGAGAUGACCAGUUUGGUGGGAGAUCUGUUUUUUCUUUUUCCUUUGUGCUGCAACUGUGUGUGCAAUACUUGAGGGCCACUUUACCGUUUCUCUGUUUGCCCUUAAAUACCUUAUAGCUGAUUAUUUUGUGUUGCUGCAUCUCCACGUGUACUGCUUUCUUGCUUUUGUUGAAACUUAAUAUUGCGGAUAACAGUCGCUUGGGUUAGUGAGUGGCCACCAAGGCAAAUUGCUUGUGUACUAUCUGCCAAUGGCAUUGUCACUUGAAACCUGGUGUAGCAGACUUGUCACGGUGUGCCAUGAACUCGUGUGCAGUGCCGACUAGUGUCUUCUUUGGAGGCUGACGUUCAAAUGUGGCGUAACUUUUUUGAAAUGGCUAUAUAACAGACUGCUGAGAUCAGCAAAGAAGCAGAUACUGUUAUCCGUGCAUCUUUUUUCCAUGGCAGUAAGGAUUCAGACUUAAGUUUUCCUCCAUGGUUGGUAGCUCUGGCGUUCUUGUGCAGAGCACAAGGGUGUGGGUUCGAUACCCCUCUGGUAUGCCAACAUUUCAAUAGGGGUUGAAUGCUGAAACAGCCAGUUCCAAACAUGGGUGCACAUUAGAGAGCAUCAGGCAAUCGGAAUUUAUGCAGAGCUCUCCAAUAUUGUUUUGUUAUAGUCAAGGGUGUGAUGGAGAACCAUCUGGACAGGUAAAUUAAUACAGUGGAAUCUCGUUAAUUCGAACUGCUAGUUUAACGGCAGAAAACUAAAAUUUAGUGAGUGGGCUAAUCUGCGCCGGGCUGACUGUACCGGCGGUGCCGGCACGGCGGCGGGCGCGCACGGGGACAGUCGAAGGUGAGGGAGCUGAGAGAGGGGGCGAGGGGAGCCACCGAAGCCACUGCCACCGAAGUGGCGAAGUUGCCUAGGCCAAAUCUGCUUCCCUGCCGCCCUCCUCCCUCACCUUCAACGUAAUUCUGGCACCGUCCGCUCCCAGAAGUUUUGUUUUCUGCCGUUAUCGGAAACCGAGCGUUGGCUGGCAAGGGCGGUUCCGCUCGCAUACGCUUGCGCGCCGCGAUAUUUCACGACUCGCACUGUUUGUGCAUCGUGCUAUGGUGCUCGAAUACUUCAAAAAUACGUCCUUCAUUUAAUUCAAACAAAUUUUCGGUCCCCUUCGAGUUCGAAUUAUCGAGAUUCGACUGUAGUACAGCAGUUAUAAGUUGUCACUGACGAGGACGACAACAAAUUUUGACAUUACACUGCCCAUACGUGAACCUUUUCACAAAUCGGGAAAAGAAAAAUGGUCACUGCUAAAACAGCUUAAGUACUCUGGAAUAUGUGAUGAAGUGACGUCGCGUAGAUAGGUGAAAAUUGCCAUCCAUCUUUUACCUCUAUGCGAAGUCGCUUGAUUACGUAUUCAAUUAGAUAACAAGCUUCACCCAAUCUUGGUAAAGUCACUCAGUCACACAUUCAAGAGUACUCAAGCCAUUUCAGUGAUAACCAUUCUUUCUUUUCUACUUUGUGAACAAGAUGUAAAGUUCCAAGGACCUUGUUGUCCGGUAGACCAGGCUUUAAGUACGGUGAAGGACAAUACAGCUGAAGAGCCGAGAGCAGUGCGUCUUACACUGCCACUUACUCUAGCAAGGAGAUCAACUUCCGUGCCAUCUGAGCACGAGAUCACGGGAUCGAAUCUCGGCCGCGGCGGUCGCAUUUCAAUGGAGGCGAAAUGCAAAAACGCCCGUGUGCUUGCUGUUGUAGUGCACGUUUAAAAACCCCAGGUGGUCAAAAUUAAUCCAGAGCCCUCCAUUACGGCGUGCCUCAUAAUCGGAACUGGUUUUGGCACGUAAAACCCCAGAAAGAACUUCCGUGCCAUGCGCCCCUUUGAUUGCCACACUUCGUUUUCCUUUCUCCUUGCGCGAGCUAUUUCUUUGCUCUGAACACAAGGUUUCCAUACGUGCACUGAAACGUCAAAUUCAUCUAUUUAGUGACAAGAUUUAUAACUACUAUCUGAAUAUUUUUGUGUGUGCCAUCUAUGGUAUACACUACCUAGUGUAACAAUGUCAGGAAAAGUGUUGUACUUCGUUCUCUUCAUUUGUGGUUAGUUACGGGCUGCCACAGUGUACACAAAAACAUGGCGCAGUCUUGUGCUCAUUGUGCACUGUGUUUUUGUGUGCAUUAGUCAUUAAGUGCAAGUCACCUGAAUGCACUAGCUGCCACAGUUUUGAAGGUGUCAGCUAGGUGGGGAGUACUCUCUUGCUACCCUUGAAACCAGCCAAACCAUUGGUAGAUUGUGCAGCAAGCGUGCCUAGGUUGCCAUUAGCGUGUACUGGAUGCCUCCCAGAAGUCGUAAUACUUCCCACAUUAUUGACGGUAGUGUUCCACAUUCGUUUUAGCAUUGCUUGGAAAGAAGUGAAAAUCAGCCCGCAAACAUUGUUGGUUGCCUGCUGGCCCGGGCUUGUGUCCAUGUCGGACGCGAUGUGAAUUGCUUGCCGUUAAGUCUCUUCGCUGAGCAGUUGCAAGUUGCCAUUGCUGUGCUUGGCUCUGCACCCUUUAAGUGGUUUUCUUUUUUUAGUUAUUAUUUUACUUCUUCCCAUAUCUUCCGAGUGUGCUUCCAGUUUAUAUUUUUUUUCUUCACAGCCAAGAGUCACGGGGUCCAUAUUUGGUGGGAGGUUUUUUCGGGGGACAUGUUCUGCUAACAGGAACAAAACCGUUGAUUUGAGCUUGCAUAGACAAUUUUACCUCUGGGUGUUGUUCAGUCUUUAGUAGUGUGUGCUUGCUUGUCUUUUAUACAGUGUGCUUUUUUUUUCUUGAGUAGUGCGUGCGUGUGUGUGCAUGCGUUACACCUAGGUGUUGAACACUGUUUUUCUGGCAGUUCCAGUGAUGCCUGUCUGUGGUUUGUUGUCCCCUUCCGGCUUCCCUUACUCCCCUCCCCCCUCGUCUUUUUUUUUUUCCCACCAUUUUGUAUGCUUUCUACAUAGCAGCUGACCAUGUCACACGAUGCCACUUGUGAUAUUUCGCAUUGGAGUAGGCUAGUGUUGCUGUGGGAAGCAGUUGUAGGUGUUGUCUAGUUCACUACCUUGCCAAGUAUGAAGUUUUCUCGUGUUGGCAAGGUGCGUCGAGGUGUUGUCACGUUGUACAGCGACUCUGUCAUGGGGCCCACUGAGAGAGAGAAAGAGAGUGAGAGAAAAAGGAAGGCAGUGCUCGAACCGAUUUUCGUGCUUAAGGUGAUUAAACUGCUGACUAACUUGUGUUGUUGGUCUUGGAAGGGCUGCACUACACUAAGUCGACUCUGGUGCGUCUCGCAUACAGCUCCCAGAAUUUGUGUGAUGAAAAUCGAGUGGCUGUUUGUACACCAGUCUUGUGUAUGAGGGCGUUCCACAGCGAAUUUCCUCUUCCUCCUUUUCUUUUUUACCUGCUGGUGCGAGACUACGCAGUUGAAUCUUGUUGCAGCAAAUGACAAUGCAAGUCGACAAAUUUGUGCAUAGAGAAGGUGUCUGGUUGCAAACUUUUUGUAAUGCAACAAUUCAUUAUUUCCAAAUGAACAUUGUUGGGAACCAUGCACUGUAACUGUUCACUCAGAGUUGUAGGAAAGUGUGAUUUGUCACCCUAGUGCAAAGUGCAGCCUGUAAGUGGCGCUUGCACUUUUGGUACUGAAGUCCGAAUCUAAGCUAGAAGGUUAGGCAUCAUAUUCACAGGACAUACUCACUCCGCUUUAGCUUCAUCAUGGGACUUUCCUUGAAUGAACAAACCAAACGUUGGAUUUACGUUAUCAUAAUCAGUGUUUUGUUAUAUCAGUGAUUGCUAUAGCAAGGUUCAACUGCUGCUUGCCCACACCUGAUUGAUAGAGAAGAGUAGCAAGCUGCAUGUUUUGCUCUUUUUACCCGGUUGAAUCUUUUAGUGACUUGAUUAGGGCUGCCAAGCUCCUACCCCCCACCUUGUGUUCAGCCUUAUCUAGAGUUUUGGACUAAAAGGACUUCAAUAUUGUUAAGGAAUCAGUGUCUGUCAGUAAAGUACCAUACUUGUGUGUAAGACAUGCACUCCCCCUCCUCAAAAAUUUGAUGGCAUACUGGCCUUGCAUGAUGAGCCUGAAUUUUGGCUACGUUCCAACUCUGUGUUCUUGGUUGCAGCUGCUAUGCUGCAUGUGCAGCCACUGAAUAUCCCAAAAGAAUUUGCUUGUAGGAUAGUUUUGCACAUAGUUCUUGAAAACUGAGACACUGUUGGCAGAUGUUCUCGAUUGCUGUCACUGAACUUAGCCUGUACUGUGGUGCAGAUGUUUGAUUUGAGUGCUGUUUAGUGUAUCCCCCCCAAUAUUGUUUAGCUCCUUAGUGGGAAGUGGUGCAAGCUUUACAUAAGGGCAGAAUUUUCUCGGGUAAAUAAAGUGCUAAGAUCCAUACUUUUCAUUGUUAGGACAAAAUGUUUAUAUGGUGACAUUAUGCCAACUGAUUUUUGUUGCUGUCUUUACUCUAUCCUGAAAUGCUGGCAUAAAAACGAAUGUUAAAUUUUUAGUACUUCAAGUUGCUUAAAGUCACGUCUUCAAAGCCACUGCCACACAUCCAUAUUUAAUCAUUUGACAAAACGAUGUUGCAACCAUUAACCGUAAACAAGUUAAAAUGCCUUCAGUCAUAGUGCAAAUACACUGUUUAUACAGGUGGCCGAGGGCAACUGAUUGCUAGAUUUGCUAGCUUAGAGACCUUACAGUUUAUGCCUUUAGAUUUGAUUCGUGCAGCUAAAAGGUAUGCGUACUUGUCCACUUCCUGGACAAGGCUACUUUUAAAAAGAAAUGUGUGCAUCUGUAGCAGUACAUUCUGUAGCAGUGCUGAAAGUACACAUUUUAUGAUUGAAUUGUGGUUAUCACACUAAAUAGCAAAUGGCAUUGGGGCAGAUGACAUUUUACCCUUGUGGUGCCACACAAAUAGCAACGAAGCUUUGGGCAUUGAGCAUUUAAUGUAGUCUUUUGUACCUGUGUGGCAGAUAAAGUUUCCUUGGCGGCUUGUACGUACGGCAAGCCUCGAAAUUAUUCUACCAGGAAUAUUUGGACAUUGUAGUUGUAAGGUAAAGGAGUGCUAUAGCUGACUGCCAUCUAAUUGUCACAGUGGGUGGGCUUAAUGUGUUGCGGCCCUAACAUAGAUUGGCCUGUGCUGUGCGUGUGUGUGUGCUGUGUGUCCGAUUCGUUCUUCCUGCGGCCUGUCGCAUCAGUCGGUGUUGCAGCUCAAAACAACAUUGGUCAACUUGGCUUUUGCAAUACUGUAUCCAUCUUUUCAGGUGUACAUAUUACAUGGCUGUCUUUUGUGUAAUGACAUUUUGGAUAGCAACUCUUUUUCUCUGCUGUGACAUAAUAAAACUGCUCGACAAUGAA
Messenger RNA from Dermacentor silvarum, 14919 nucleotides. RefSeq names its product mothers against decapentaplegic homolog 3-like. Gene Ontology annotation, biological process: anatomical structure morphogenesis; cell differentiation; BMP signaling pathway. The transcript is spliced from 8 exons. The record is from RefSeq and is a predicted model, not a curated record. NCBI's taxonomy places the organism in Eukaryota, Metazoa, Arthropoda, Arachnida, Ixodida, Ixodidae. Gene Ontology annotation, cellular component: heteromeric SMAD protein complex. Gene Ontology annotation, molecular function: I-SMAD binding; RNA polymerase II cis-regulatory region sequence-specific DNA binding; DNA-binding transcription factor activity, RNA polymerase II-specific. Bases 377 to 1651 code for a protein of 424 amino acids.